AUGGGGGAGAUAUACGACCAAUCGCGGAAUGACGCAUUACAACGUCUGAACCAAACUCUGCUUCAAAUCGACCCUUACAUCCUACCUCCAUAUCCCAACCUCUCCAUUGUCGCAGGACCAUUGGACCCACCACUACUUCAACUAACACUAUCGCAACUGCUCCAGCGGCAGGUCGAGUGCUACCCGGACAAUGAAGCCGUCGUCAUUCCCUGGACAGGUGCGCGGUGGACGUACAAGAAGCUAUGGGAGGAGUCAAGUUUGCUCGCAAGAGCACUACUGAAAGAGGGAGUGCGGCCGAGAGAUAGAAUAGGAAUCAUGAGCGGGAACUGCGAGAAGUACAUUGCGCUCUUCUUUGCGUGUGCGAGAGUAGGCGGCAUCUGCGUUACCCUCAACAAUACGUAUACGGCGACGGAGAUGGAGUAUGCGCUGAAGCACACCAAAUGCAGAAUACUGUUUACUACACCUACGAUCGCGCGAUUCGACAAUGGGCCGUUGCUUGAGAAGCUCAGUCAAGACGAUAUCAGCUCCACACUACCAGACCUCAAGACCGUGUGCCUGAUACGCGGUCAACACGACAGCUUCAUCUCCUACUCUUCCCUUAUCGAAGAAGCCCAAUACAUUCCCGAGCAUAUCCUAGACAUCUUCGACGGCAUAAUAAGUCCCUACGAUGUCGUAAACCUGCAGUUCACGAGCGGUAGUACUGGCAACCCGAAGGCUGCCAUGUUGACACACCACAACCUCAUCAACAACUCCCGCUUCAUCGGCGACCGCAUGGAUCUCACACCGAACGACACCCUCUGCUGCCCACCACCUCUCUUCCACUGCUUCGGUCUCACCCUCGGUCUCCUCGCCUGCCUCACACACGGGGCGAAGAUUGUCUUCCCAGCCGAACAAUUUGAUCCAGUUGCCUGUAUGCAGGCUAUCGACGCGGAGCGCUGCACAGCCUUACACGGUGUACCAGCUAUGAUGGAAUCUAUAAUGGACGUGCCACGGCCGGAAGGCUGGACGAGCGAUCUGAGGACAGGCAUCGUGGCGGGAAGUCCGGUGCCGAAGUGGUUGAUGGAGCGCAUGGUCAACGAGCUUAACAUGUCGGACUUCACGUCUUCGUAUGGGCUCACCGAGGCUAGCCCGACGGUGUUCAACGCACACACAACUGACUCGCUGCAUGCGCGGUUGACUACUGUCGGAACGGUGCUGCCACACGCGCGCGUCAAGAUCGUCGACCAUCAGGAUCGCGUCGUGCCCAUCGGCGUCAGAGGCGAACUCUGCGUCGCUGGAUACCAAGUCUGCCGCGGAUACUGGGAGAAUGCUGAGAAGACGGCGGAGCUCAUCGUUCGCGACGAGUAUGGCGAGCCUUGGCUUCAUACUGGUGAUGAGGCGGUUCUAGAUGUGGAUGGAUACUGCACCAUCACCGGGCGGUUCAAGGAUAUCAUCAUUCGAGGAGGCGAAAACAUCUACCCCCUCGAAAUCGAGGAACGUCUCGUCGCACACCCAUCCAUUGCCCGCGCGAUCGUCGUGGGCGUCUCGCACCCUCGCUACGUCGAAGUGCCCGCUGCCUUCCUCCUACACGAGCCCAACACGGAUAAGCCAGACUUGGCUGAGGUGCAGGGCUGGGUGCGGAAGGUGCUGGGCAGGCACAAGGCGCCUAUGCAUAUCUUCUGGUUGGGAGAGGACUGCGAUUCCGAGGUGCCGUUGACGGGUAGUGGUAAGAUCAAGAAGUUUGUGUUGAAGGAUGUUGCGGAGGGUUUGUUGAAGCCCGCGGAGGGGAGACUCGCGCCCCGCCUACAGCAAACACCGAAAUACGCUUUCGCAGGACAACGAGCGAAUAUGGCGACCGUGAGCGGCGAUGCGCCAGUAGCCACGGCCAAGACUUCGAGCCCACAACACUUCAUGUGCACGAGCGGAGAGACGGACCCUGUCUGGAUUCACCACUUGCCGUACAAGAGCAUCCCCAAGUUCCCCAAGCUUGACAAGGACCUCGAGACGGACGUCUGCAUUGUCGGCGCCGGCAUCUCCGGUGUCUCAGUUGCUUAUGAGCUCGUCACUCGUGGCCUGAACGUCGUCUUGAUCGAAGGCCGAGAGGUACUUUCAGGUGAAACUGGACGUACCAGCGGUCAUCUCGCCAACGACCUAGACGACGGCUACACUGCGAUUGCGAAGAAGCACGGGGACAAGGGCGCAAAGGCGGCCGCCGAAUCACAUACCUGGGCGCUCAACCGCGUCGGCGAGAUCUCCAAGCAGCUGGGCAUUGAGUGCGAGUACCGCCAUCUUCCCGGCUACGACUUCUCGCAAUACCCCAAAGACUCAAAGGACCAUGCGAGCGACAUCAAGACUCUCAUCGAAGACGGCGACAAGGCGAAGGCGCUCGGUAUCCCCACGGAAUACAAGGAGGGUUUCAAGCUCAAGGGAUGGGAAGGCAGCAUUGAUCAAAGCGAUGCCGUCAUAUACCCACAGCAGGCGACGUUCCAUCCCACCAAGUACGUUGUUGGUGUGCUCGAUUUUCUCAAGCAGCAGUCCAACUUCUCGUGCUACACCAACACUCGAUGCAUCGACGUGCAGGAGAAGGGCGUAGAGAUCAUGGGCAUGGGCCACAAAGAUGUCUACGUCAAGACAGCCGACGGAAACACCAUCAAGUGUGCUGAUGCCGUCGAGGCUACUUGUGUCCCGCUUCAGAAGCUCUCUGUCAUUGCCGAGGAGGAGUACUUCCGCACCUACUGCAUUGCUAUUCGCGUACCCAAGGGUUCAGUCGAAGACGCCCUAAUCUACGAUUCGGCCGAAAUCUACAAGUACAUACGUCUCACCGAGUGUGACGAGAAGGAUGACUACAUGGUCGUGGGUGGAGGUGACCACAAAGUUGGCCAAGCCGACACCGUCGCACCCUUCAAGGAGCUUGAAGAAUGGACACGCGCCCGCUUCCCACAAGCAACCACAAUCGAUUACAAGUGGAGUGGUCAGGUCUUCGAGCCCGUCGACCACAUGGCGUUCAUCGGCAAGAACCAAGGAAACAAGCACAUCUACAUCAUCACCGGUGAUUCUGGCAACGGUCUGACUCACGGCGUCCUCGCCGGAAAGCUUAUCGCAGACUCGAUCACUGAGCAACCCAAUUCCUGGAUCGCCGCCUACGACCCCAAGCGUCUAGCUUCCAUCGCAAAGUCCGCAACCAGCAUGAUCAGCCACGACCUCCAGAUCAACGCCCAGUACAAGCGCUUCGCUCAGUCGGAUAUCAAAGACAUCGAAGACCUCGUACCCGGUGAGGGCGGUGUUCUCAACACCAACCCCACUAACCCGCUCGCUGUGUACAAGGAUGAGGGUGGCCAGGUUCAUAAGUUCUCCGCGCUUUGCCCGCACCUGAAGGGCGUGGUCUGCUGGAAUACGACUGAGAAGAGUUGGGAUUGCCCGGUUCAUGGGAGCAGGUUUAGUAAGGAUGGUGUGCAGCUGUGUGGGCCGGCGAAGAUGGGUCUUGGGCCUGCGAAUGAGAGUGGUGAGAAGAUGCAGCAGCAGGCUAUUAAGGGCUGA
This is a messenger RNA of Alternaria arbusti, 3516 nucleotides long. Its product is annotated as putative NRPS-like protein biosynthetic cluster. Gene Ontology annotation, biological process: fatty acid metabolic process. The transcript has 5 exons. Lineage: Eukaryota; Fungi; Ascomycota; Dothideomycetes; Pleosporales; Pleosporaceae. The coding region runs from base 1 to 3516 and encodes 1171 amino acids. Gene Ontology annotation, molecular function: oxidoreductase activity; medium-chain fatty acid-CoA ligase activity; 2 iron, 2 sulfur cluster binding. The record is from RefSeq and is a predicted model, not a curated record.